This is a messenger RNA of Rotaria sordida, 288 nucleotides long. NCBI's taxonomy places the organism in Eukaryota, Metazoa, Rotifera, Eurotatoria, Philodinida, Philodinidae. The record is from the annotation of a GenBank genome assembly.
AUGAAAAAUUCAUCUAAUUCAAUAUCUAUCAUUUGGAAUAUUAAAUUACUGAAUUCAAUAAAUGAAAUUACAAUUGAUUUAAAUUCAGAACAUCAACAAACAGUUUUAACAAAUGAAUUUCUUAGUGAUUUACUGAUCUGUCCAGUAUCAAUUCCAUCGACGUCAUCAUUAACAUCAUUAUCAACAUUAUUGUCAAAUACAACAACACCAACACAAAUAGGUGGUCCAAAAGUCGAUUUACCGAAAAAGAAUUUAAUAUCUCCAUUACGGCUUGAGCAAAUGAGCUAA